AGAGAUAUUAAACUAAAUGACCAAAGUUCCAGUGCGCAUGUUUUCGCCUAAAGGAAUGAAAAAGGACACUUUGUGUAUUAUCGAGACGAACGUCACACGCGUCGUAGCUGUUUCAGAGACAAGGGUCGACCUGCAAAGUUUAGAACUACACUUAACAGAACCAGCAAGGAUUGCGCGUGAAAUAAUGUGUUAGUGAUAAGCAUGAAGAUUUUUACAAUAUUAACAAUACUUGCAUUAACCUCAGCAUACAAGAUCACGCAACUAAAGGUGCCGCUGUAUGCAGACCCGCGGCGUGCAGCAGAACUCAUCUGUGAUUUUCAGAUGAAUGACGAGACUCUACACUCUGUCAAGUGGUAUAGAGAUAUGCAUGAGAUCCUUCGAUAUAACCCCUCUCAAAAGCCUUCGAUAAGACUAUUUAACGUUACGGGAAUAAUUGUGCAAGGCGGUGAGUGCCAGGCGGAAUGGUGUAUGGUGCGAGUGAUGCCUCUACCGUUCGCCGUCCGAGCGGCCUUUACUUGCGAGAUAUCCACCGAAGGACCAAGAUUCCAGAUAGCGAGACAGACCAAGCACAUGACUGUUGUUGCGAUGCCAGAGAGGGAUCCUGUCAUAAUUGGAGCUCCCAAAUUAGUGAGACCCGGAGAGCAUGUAUUGCUUAAUUGUAGCUCGGACUUCUCGCUGCCACCUGCAGAUAUCAAUUGGUAUAUUGGUAACGAGGUUCAAAAGCAAGAGCUGUGGCAGCGUACGGAGCUAAGUUUACCCCAAGCGGGAGGUUUACGUAGCUCCUGGCGCGUUCUUCACCUUGCAGUCCCGUCAGUAGAGAGCGGCGCAUUGCGCGUGCGCUGCGAGGCUGAACUGCCAGUGGAGCCACCAGUCCUACGUGAUACUAGCAUUGUCCUUACACUAGACUCGCGUACGCAACUCUUCUCCAAAUACGUUGCCAACACGGGCGCAAGAAUCGACUUUCAGUUAGUGUGGGCGACGAUGUGGGUAUAUGUUCAAAUAGUAGUAAUAUUAUGAGCCACAUACAAGACACGUUAAAAUUUAAGUAUUACGAACAAAAGUACAAAAACAAAACGAAAUUUUUGAUAGUCGCAUUGUGAUUUCAGCAAAGGUUUAGCUUGCCAUUCGCUACUUUUAAUAUCUAUACACAGCAAUUGUAUAAGUGUAUUUAAUAUUAAUACGAUAUGGGGUAGAUACUUGUCUGUGUCCGUUUCACUGAUAAUGUUUACCAGUGGCGUAACAAUAGGCUGGCAAAAUGCCACGGGCCCCCGACCCAAAAGGGCCCAAGAGAUAUUAUGUUCUAUGGAAGAAUGUGAAGUCUCCAAUAAGCAUUGGGAUAGCGUGGUGACUACAGAUCAUUCCCUCUCGCCUAAGAGAGGAGGCUUAUGGCCAUUAGUGGGACAUAUACUACGUAUAAUUGAGUACGAAGUUUAUUAAAAUUGAACUGAGUACAACGUGACGAUUUUUACUGAUAGGAUCCCAUCAAAAGUAUUUGCCACGGGCCCCAGAUGGUAUAGUUACGCUACUGAUGUUAACUGAAUUUAAUGUUUGGGAGAGUUAAACUAGGAAAAACGCUGACGACACUGAAUUACGGAUAUUAUUAAUCUUAAUCGAAAACCUAAUAUAUUUAAUACCGUAGUUUUUAAUUUAUUUUAAUAACUGUACAUAAAUUAAUUACUUAACAAUAAUGUUUUAAUAUUUGUAUACUAGUUUUGUAGAUAAGUCUAUUGUAAAUAGUUUUAUUAAAGUCAUAAAAUGUACUUUCUUUUGUCUUUAUAUCCUUAUUCUCUAAUUCAUAGUAAAAUAGAUUAAAUACAGAACUGAUACUGCAUUUAAGCCAUACAGGUAAUAUUUUAAUAAAGACACUUUGAAUAUUAUAUGAUGACGAAAUAGGUAUUAUAUAUUUCGAAAUGAGAAACAUUUUAUACAUAUACGUAAUUUUAAAUAAGUCAAGCAUAGACGACAGACUUGUUUUUGAAGGGUUUUCUUAGCUUUUUUAUACACCUCUUGAACUGUCGCGUCUAUUCAUGCUCUGUCAUGAUGUUUUCUGAAAGCUCUUGGCUGUUUCUUAAAGUAUCCUAUUUACUCCAAGUACUUUAUAUACGCUCGUAGUUAUAGAAGAAAAACCUAGGUAGUGAAUAUAAGAACGUUUUUUUAUCUUAAUUGGCUGAUCAGUUCUAAAUUGAAAAAGAAUGGCUAUAAUAUUACCUACUGUAACAAUUCUAUGUGAAAAUUUCGAAAUUCUAGGUGAGUUCAGUAAUUAUGAAUGUUGCCACUAUCUAUCAUAGCAAAUGAGCAAAACGAGGAAAAACUGAUGGCAAAAGUCAGAUAUUACACACAAUUAUCGUUUGUUUCUCAAUCUUGUCUGCUCCAAAUAACAAAAAAUAUUUCAAUAUAUCGAGGAGCAAGAUUGAUAAUAUCGUGUUUUAUGAAAUAUUACUCUAAUAUAAUACGUGUACCUACACUUGAAGGAUAACUAACCAUUUCAUGAAUGAUGUUAGGAACGGAGUACA
Pieris napi is the source of this 2513-nucleotide messenger RNA. RefSeq lists its product as uncharacterized. The transcript is spliced from 7 exons. The coding region runs from base 202 to 1017 and encodes 271 amino acids. Lineage: Eukaryota; Metazoa; Arthropoda; Insecta; Lepidoptera; Pieridae. The record is from RefSeq and is a predicted model, not a curated record.